AUCUUAGCAAGUUUAAAGUUACUCCACUGGUGAUUUCUCGGACUUUGUUUUUUGAAAUUCCCUUUUUUUUUUGUGUCUGUGCUCGCUAACCUUUGUCCUCUUUUUUUUUAAAGCUAUCAUGUUAUCGCGUAUAGGGCUACUAGUGAUAGGCGUGAUAUUUCACAUAGUAUACUUAUUUAGUAUAUUUGACAUAUACUUUACUUCUCCUAUUGUUCAUGGGAUGACGCCUCACAAAAGUCCUUUGACACCUGCUGCUGAUCGACUCGUCUUGUUUGUAGGUGAUGGUCUAAGAGCUGAUAAGCUAUUUGAAUUGGACACCCAAGGCGAAACAAGAGCACCUUAUUUACGCCAAAUCAUGAAAGAAAAAGGUACCUGGGGCGUUUCUCAUACCCGCGUUCCUACAGAAUCGAGGCCUGGUCAUGUAGCCAUUAUUGCUGGUUUUUAUGAAGAUGUGAGUGCUGUGACAACAGGUUGGUCCAUGAAUCCUGUUAACUUUGACUCUGUCUUUAACCAGUCUGAGCAUACAUGGUCUUUUGGUUCCCCUGAUAUUUUGCCUAUGUUCCAACAUGGCGCUAGUGACCCCAAGAAGGUAGAGACAUUCAUGUACCCUCCUGAAUAUGAAGAUUUCUCUGGAGAGGCUUCAAAACUAGAUGUCUGGGUAUUUGAUCAUGUCAAAGAACUCUUUUCGAAUGCGACAGUGGAUUCAGUGUUAAACAGCAAAUUGAGACAGAAGAAGAUUGUUUUCUUUCUUCAUCUACUUGGGUUAGACACAAAUGGACAUGCUUUUAGACCCAUGUCAAAAGAAUACUUGAAUAACAUCAAGUUAGUGGAUCAAGGAGUGAAAGAAAUGGUUCAGCUUAUUGAAGAGUUUUAUGGAAAUGAUGGUCGCACAAGCUAUGUCUUUACUGCAGACCAUGGUAUGAACAACAGAGGCGGACAUGGUGAUGGACACCCUGACUGUACUCGUACGCCUGUCAUUGCUUGGGGUGCUGGUAUCAGAGAGCCUUUGAUGUCUGGUAUUGGCCAUGAUACAUUCUCAGAAGCAUGGGGACUAUUAGACAUUCAACGUGACGAUAUCCUUCAGGCUGACAUUGCUCCUUUGAUGGCACAUCUUGUUGGUAUUGAUCUUCCUGUGAAUUCAGUGGGUGAGCUUCCUUUGAGCUAUUUGAAGGCUGAUGAAAGAACAAAGGCUGAGGCAGUCUUUGCUAAUGCUCGACAAAUGUUGGAACAAUACCAGGUCAAACACCAUGAAAAAGAACAAAGUGAGCUGUUUUUUAGACCUUUUAGUCAACUAUCUGGUGCUAAUGAUCCUAUUCUACUUGUGUCUGAAAUACAAACAUUGAUCCAUGACAAGAACUUUGUGCGUGCUCAAGAGAAAUCCAAGGAACUCAUGUCGCUCUGCCUGAAUGGCUUACGUUACUUUCAGACAUAUGAUUGGUUGUUCUUAAGAAGUAUUGUCACCAUAGGCUAUGUUGGCUGGUGUGUGUACUGCCUUCAGUUUGUGAUCCGAAACUUUGUUAUUUCAUCUCAAAACACAAUCUCACUUAGAACCCGUCUUUUGAUUGAUAUUUUCUCUGCGAUCGUUCUCUCUGGUUUAUACACUAUGCUUUGGCUUCAAAAGAUGCCCACCAUGUAUUAUGCCUAUGUCUUUUUCCCUGUCUAUUUCUGGAAUCAAGUGUUGCAAAACUACCGAUUUGUGCUCGAAGCUUUACGCAUAAGUUUUAUGCAUGGUGUUGGUAAAUCUAUUGGUUUGAUGAUCAUCUCCUUGUUGUUCUUGGAAGCCUUGGUGUUCAGUUUCUUUUAUCGAAGUAUUCUUAGUGCUAUCUUUGUCGUUUUAGCAGCUUGGCCAAUCAUGAUGCCAAGAGGGGUUCGCCGAGAACACAAAUUUCUCCUUUUGGCUUGGAGUGUAUCAUGCAUCUGCACUAGUGUGUUUACUUUAUUGCCUGUAGAAAAAGAACAAGAUAUCAAUAUGGUUGUUGUUGGUGGUGUAGCGGGUGUCUUGGAAGGUGGUUUUGUACUUGCAAGACUCAAGGCACACAGUCGAGUGAAUAACAAGUUGUUUAUCAGCAUGGUUAUUCAGUUGCUUGUGAAUACUUUGAGUAUUGUGCUUGUUUAUCAUACUUCAAUGAGUCUUAACAAUCGUGAAGGUCUUCCUGUCUUCAACCAGUAUGCUAAUUGGACUGUGAUUGGUCUAUCAAGUAUCUUUCCAUUUGUUUACAAAGGAAAAUCAUAUGAUGACUAUUUGGCAAGAUUGCUUGUCAUCUGCUUUGCAUUCACACCUCUCAUGACUUUGUUGAGUAUAUCUUGUGAACUCUUUUUCUAUGUCUGCUUUUGCACUACUGUUCUCUUAUGGUUGGAAGUAGAACGUUCCUUGUACAGAAACACUACUCGUGGAUUCCCCAGUCGUUCUCUAAGAGCAAGCGAUGGACGUGCUGUUCUUUUGUUCUUGUUCUUUAUCUGUGUUGCCUUCUUUGGUACUGGCAAUGUUGCUUCUUUGAGUAGUUUUUCAUUAGAAAGUGUCUAUCGAUUUACUACUUUGUUUGAUCCUUUCUUAAUGGGGGCUUUGCUUAUUGUUAAGGUGUUGAUCCCUUUCUUUGUAGCAUCCUCUGUGCUUGGUAUUCUAAGUUCAAGUGUAGAAUUGGCUCCUUUCACCUUAUUUUUAUCAGUGAUGACAGUGACUGAUGUACAGACAAUCAAUUUUUUCUAUCUAGUGACUGAUUAUGGAAGUUGGCUUGAGAUUGGCACUUCCAUUAGCCAUUUCUGUAUCAGUGAACUCUUUAUCAUCUUUACUGUUAUCCUGUUCUUAUUGUCUAGAGUCUUGGUUGGCCAUCUUGUCUUGCCUAAAUUAAACAAAGUAGUGAAUAGAAUGAAGCCCAAGAACGCAUAG
This is a messenger RNA of Gilbertella persicaria, 2887 nucleotides long. RefSeq names its product GPI ethanolamine phosphate transferase 1. The transcript is spliced from 8 exons. NCBI's taxonomy places the organism in Eukaryota, Fungi, Mucoromycota, Mucoromycetes, Mucorales, Choanephoraceae. The record is from RefSeq and is a predicted model, not a curated record. Gene Ontology annotation, molecular function: mannose-ethanolamine phosphotransferase activity. Gene Ontology annotation, cellular component: endoplasmic reticulum membrane. Gene Ontology annotation, biological process: GPI anchor biosynthetic process. The coding region runs from base 119 to 2887 and encodes 922 amino acids.